UUUGGCACCUCAUUUCAAAAAGGAACAGGUGGUCAAAAAUAUAGUUUGCUAUUAGAUGAGUCAACCGACGUGAGUGUCACAAAAUACCUUGGAGUUGUCAUAAGGUAUUUUAGUUCAGAUAAAAACAAAGUCGUAUCUGCGUUUUUAGCCCUGCAACCAUUGGAAAGUUCUGAUGCUGUUGGAAUAGUUGCGGCUCUGGUAAAAUGUCUAGACGACCAUGACCUUGACUUACAAAAUUUGAUUGGCUUCUAUAAUCUUCCACAUCUCAUAUUGAUACCAUGCGUCUGCCAUUCUUUACAAUCGGCUGUAACUCACGCUUCAGAAAAUACUUUGCCACGGAACAUAGAGUUUUUGAUUCGAGAAACAUACAACUGGUUUUCACACUCAACAAAGCGCCAACUUGAGUAUAAGAAGGUUUUUGAAUUAAUCAAUUGUGGUGAAACACCUCUGAAAGUUUUGAGGGCCUGUGACACGCGGUGGCUUUCGAUUGAACCGGCAAUUGUUAGAAUUUUAUCGCAAUGGGACGAGCUAAAAUUACAUUUUUUUUUACAACCAAGGACCGUUGUUAUACAGCAGAAAUGCUAUAUUCUAUGUAUUCUGACGAUCAAAAUCGUCUCUACAUGGUCUUUUUAAAAAGCAUUUUGGGUGAAGUACAACAAACUAUAAAAAUAUUUGAAAGCGAAAAAGGCCAACCCCGUAAAGCUGUUAAGUUCUUUAAUGACAUUGCUGCGUUCCGUAUGCCAAAGAAUAAUAUUGCCAAUAGCGGCAACAACAGACAAAGAUUUUAUCAACCUUAAAAUAAAAGAUCACCUCAAUCCUAUGCCUUACCUCGGAUAUCUUUUUGAGUCGGAAGUUCAAAAACAUCCAGAAUCCCAUACUGUGAACAUUGCUGUGAUAAGAUCGCGCUGUAUUGCUUUUAAUGUGAAAUUAAGAGAAGAACUACAAAAACGACUUCCAACCAACUAUGAAGCCCUACAAAAAAUGACACUCUUGAGCGAAGAAGAAACUUUAAAACAAACAAAAGACACUUCCAUAACAGUCCUUGCGAAGGAAGUAGGCAUGUCUGAAGAAAAAAUUGAUUAUAUCUUAUAAAGUCUGGCUAAUGAAAGUUGAUACUGAAAAAGCGCGGCAAAUUUAAAAAAUAUCAGUAUGGCAGCCCUAAAGUAAAAAGGAAAGUUGGAACAACUCACUUUGAUACUUUUUAUUUUUAUUUUACUAGUGGACAAAAUUGCAAAAUUUUGUCCGCGUUAUGACGAGAUUAAAAGUAGCUUAUAUCACUUUUUAACUCUUUAUUAUCACACGUCACUCCAUUGUGGCGAAUAUAGAGGGACAAACAGGCUAUCAAACACUAUCAUGAGUAUCAAUAUUAUCAUGAGUUUUAAAUAUUUGUAAAUCUAUGU
Messenger RNA from Pieris rapae (cabbage white), 1400 nucleotides. RefSeq names its product zinc finger protein 862-like. The transcript is spliced from 2 exons. The annotation marks the transcript as partial. NCBI's taxonomy places the organism in Eukaryota, Metazoa, Arthropoda, Insecta, Lepidoptera, Pieridae. The record is from RefSeq and is a predicted model, not a curated record.